Messenger RNA from Drosophila obscura, 2413 nucleotides. RefSeq lists its product as uncharacterized. The record is from RefSeq and is a predicted model, not a curated record. The transcript is spliced from 4 exons. NCBI's taxonomy places the organism in Eukaryota, Metazoa, Arthropoda, Insecta, Diptera, Drosophilidae.
AGAUAACAGCACUGGCCGAAAAUUCAUUGGCAAUUUUAAAUCUAACUGAAAGGAAAUUCUAGCUGGCCAAGUGGAAAUUUGGUGUUUAAAUUAAUGUUCGUUAAUUAUUGAUAAGGCACUGUGUGUGGUGUUUCCAUCCAGCCGUUAUGAUCGUAGAAACAUAAGAUAGAAAUCGUUGCAUCUUGGGUUCAUUUGGAAUCAUCAUCCAUCAUAUCCAUCCCAGCCAUCCAUCCCAUCCAAUCCACCUGCUCGUUCGGUUCGUUUCGCUCCGCUCCGCUCAGAAUGUGCAGCGCCGCUGAGUCGGAUGCAAACGUGGCGCCAUCUAGCGAGCGUUGAACCGCAUUUGAAGCCAAUUUACAGGAAAUGCUGAAACACGCCUCCAAUGCGAGCAGUGCCUCUGCCUCCGCCUCCGCCACCGCCCCCACCACUACCACCGGCCCGCUGCCCGUGCCACCAGUUACACAGUACCAGCAGCAGUAAAACAACAACAGCAGCAGCAACAACGGGAACGGGAACGGAAGCAGUGGAAGCGGCAACAACACACCCUCCGUUCCAGUAGGGGUAGCAGCAGCAGCAGCAGUAGCAGUGGCAGGAGGAACAACAACAACCACCACGAAUGGCUCUGUGUCAGGCACUGCGGCAGCCGGGGCAGGUUCGCCAACACCCGCAGCAGCUGCCUUGGCCAGCACGGCACGCAACAUUCACCUGCGACCGCCACAGCCACAGCCCCUGAACAUAUCCGGUCUGAAUGCAUCCACCUGCAGCACGCUUCUGAAUGGCGGGUGCCGAGUGGCAAAUGCGGCCUCCAAUCUACUUAACAUUGCCAUGCCAACUACCCCCACGCCACUGAAACCGCUGACGCCACUGACGCCACUCACUCCCAACGGACACUGCAACAGCAAUGGGAGCCUGCACCAUCACACCUACACGAAUCAGCACAUCCUGGCCAGCAGCCACCAACAGCAACAGCAGCAACAGCAACAGCAGCAACAGCAACAGAUACUGCCGUUGCCGGCACAGCCGAAGUUGUCCCACUCCCUGAUGCAGCCACAAUCGCCGCAGCCGCAACAUCUCAGCCAACUGCAGCAGCACAAUUACAGCAACUGCAACAAUCUGACGGGAAAUCCGCCGAUGCUCCAGAAGCUGUCCAAGCCAGGACCGUCGCCUCGCGAAGCCCUCACCAGCCUGGGUCUGCUCUGCCUGAGUUCCCUGCUGCUGGCGUUGCUCUCGCUGAUCUUUCUGCUGAAGAUCUCGCCGAAUGGGCGCGAGGAUGCCCUGUCCAGGGGCGUGAGCAGCGAGGAUUUUAUCAUUGUUUACGACGUGACACUGGCCCUGUGCGCCCUGUCGCUAUCCCUGAAUCUCUGUUGCCUGCUCGUCUGCGCCAUCCAGUUCCUGUUUGCCGUCAAGCUGCGUUCGCCCGCCUUCGAGGGGCGCGACAACAAGUAUCUGGAGAAAUCGAGUGCCAGUCGCACGUGUGCGGUGAGCGGAUUCUUCAUCUCCAUUCCGGUAUUCCUCACCGGCAUCAUCCUCUACACCUUCAAUCACUUUCACUCUACGCCCGCCAUCAUCACCAGCGUCCUGAUCGGCGUGGGUAUCGUUUUUUGCGGCGGCGCCAUGGUCCACAAUGUGUUCGUGUGGCAGAAGGAGAAGACCAUUAGCUAUCGGAGCGCUCCGCUGCAUGGGACUCUUGUGGGAUCCCUGCCACACAACAUGUCGCUGCUGUCGGCAGCCCAGCUGCCUCUGCCGCUGCCACUGCCACUUCCCCUGCCGCCUGUACAGUUCCAUGCUGGCUCCCCGCCACCCCCGGCCCCGCACCAAAUGCAGCUGUACCAGGGCAACCAUGCCUGCAUGCUGCAGCCCACCUCGGUGACUCCUGUCUCACCGAAUCACUCGCACGGCAGCUUCAAUCCCCUGCUGUGCAACAACAUCAUGGGCGGCGGAGGUGGAGGUGGAGGAGGAGGCGGAGCCAUCAAUUCCUCAUUUCUUGUCCGACCGUCUACAGCAACACCACCCACGCCGAAGCCCCUAGGCGGGGGUUCCGGAAGCUGUCUGGUGGGUCGCGAGGCCAGCGGGUCAGUCAGUCCGGGCAUCCCACCCACGCUCGACAUGAGCAACAUCACAAUCUCGCUGCACGAGCUUUCCACGCUCGUCUAGACGAGCACACCCCCCCCCAUCCACUGAUGAAUCAGUUUUAGACUUUAGCUAGUAGAUAAAUACGUAGCCUUAGACGACAUCCAAUCCACCGUACAACGUUAGCCUGCUGCUGAUGCUGCUGCUGCCAAUGUCUGUCCCCUUCUUGCCGAUUUGCCUUCGUUUCACAAGGACAACUGCUGUAUAUAUUUGUACAUAUCUAUAUAUUCUUAAGUAUCGACUUGGAAGUGCAUAAAUGUAAUUUUAAUUUUAAAUUAAAAUU